AUGUCGGCUUCUGGCCCCAUAAGCAACUACUAUGUAGACUCCUUGAUAAGCCACGAAAACGAAGAGCUCUUGGCCUCCAGGUUCCCCACCACUGCCUCCCACCCGGCUGCUGCCAGACCUUCAGGAUUAGUCCCGGACUGUGCCGACUUUCCUUCGUGCAGUUUCGCCCCCAAGCCGGCCGUUUUUACAACCUCCUGGGCUCCCGUCCAUUCCCAGUCGUCCGUGGGCUACCACCACCCGUACGGCCCCCAGGCUCCCGUGGGGGCCGAGCCCAGGUACAUGCGGACUUGGCUCGAGCCCCUCGCCGGGGCCGUCUCGUUCCCGGCCUUCGCUCCCGGUGCCGCCCGCCCCUACGGCCUCAAACCCGACGCCUUUCCCGGGAGACGCGCGGAGUGCGGCCCCGCGGACGGGCGCGGCUUCGCGGACUACAUGUACGCGGCUCCCGGGGAGCUGAGAGACAGAGCAGCGCAGACAAUUCCUUCCCCGGAGUCCGAAGCCAUCGCUUCCAGCAAACACAAAGAAGAAAAGCACGAAUUAGACCCUAGUAAGUCGAAGUCAUUCUUGUUUACAACCGGGGAGGCAUUACAGCUUCCAGGACCGUACUCAAUAAAAUGA
Molecule: messenger RNA, 615 nt
Organism: Numida meleagris (helmeted guineafowl)
Lineage: Eukaryota; Metazoa; Chordata; Aves; Galliformes; Numididae
Gene: HOXC9
Product: homeobox C9
Exons: 1
Coding region: 1-615 (204 amino acids)
Biological process (GO): proximal/distal pattern formation; anterior/posterior pattern specification; regulation of transcription by RNA polymerase II
Cellular component (GO): nucleus
Molecular function (GO): DNA-binding transcription factor activity; RNA polymerase II cis-regulatory region sequence-specific DNA binding
Source: RefSeq, a predicted model, not a curated record